GUCGUCGCCGUGGUAACAAAGCGCAAAACAUGAAGCGCAUAACCUGAAGAAAGACAGAAUCACGUACGAACGCAACUACUACGGAGUCUCUCCGCGCGAGAAUGUCCACGGAAAAUCGCGAGGAGUCCAUGCGAGAGGCUGCAUUACGACUCGCCACCGAGGAGGAAAACAAGCGAAAGACUGAUCCCAAUGAGACUCACGAACGAUCCAUUAUUAUCCUCGGCAGCAAGGGAGUUGGCAAGACAACGAUGGUGUAUCGAUUUCUCGAAAAGGAGGAAAGACCGAAGCCGACCGUAGCGAUGGAUUAUUCGUUCGGUCGUAAAACUGCCAAGAGUCUACAGGUGAAGAAUAUAGUGCACGUGUGGGAAGUGGGUCACUUGGCUUCUUCUUUGGUGUCGGUCGCGAUGACGGGAUCUACGCUAACGCAUUCUCCUCAUCACACGGUGUUAUUGAUGAUGUUGGAUUUAUCACGGCCAGGCGAGCUGUGGGCCUCCCUCGAGGAGACUCUCUCGGUAAUACGAAACGGCUUGAGGAUGAGUUACGACGCGGAUACCAUUCAGGAAUUGCGAGAAAGAAGGAUAUCGGACAGGAAGAGGGAUCUGGAGCGCGGAGUCGAUCCGUUUCCUAUAAGGAUAUGUAUCGUGGGGGGGCGAUACGAUGAAUUCAAGGAACUCGACUUGGGUGAGAAGGAACUGGUCGGCAAGACGCUGAGGGCUGUGGCUCACAGCUUGGGCGCGAGUCUUUACUACUACUCGUCCAAAGAUAAGAUCCUCGUGCGACGAAUUAAAGAUCUAUUAGCUCAUCACGGGUUCGGUUCGCCGUUUACCGAGGAAAAGUGCGCCGAUUAUGAGAAGCCAUUAAUGAUGCCGGCGGGCGCGGAUUCACUCGGACGGAUCGAUUUGCAGUUCCCCCAAAACCCGAGACCGUCGGCUAUUUUAGGUAGCGUCAAACAAAUCUACGAAUCCCGCAGUGUACCGCAAAUCUCGCGGAACGACGAGGCUUUACUGGAGGACCCCAGCAACGACCCCAACUUUAACGAGCCCAUUAUCGACAGACUGAGGACGCAGCGAGAAGAGGAAAUUAGCGUGCUGCUCAACGACAUGAUGGAAGGCCGCAUGCCGAAAAUUCCCGUACCCGAUCCGUUCUAAAAGGUACAUUCCUUCAUUCCUCGAUACCCUGUUGCCUUCCUAAAGGAGCAGAUAAGCGAAAACGAACUGCGAGAUUGGCAGUUACGACAGGACUGGAUUUAUGGCGAGCAAUAACACGCGAAGUUGGAAUAAACAACAGAUUUAAGCGCGAUUGUUGCGCCGUUAAAACAACAAGUGUGAUUCUUUAAAAGUUGAAAUGCAAUGGGAGAAAAUGUACAUAAAAUAUGCGCAAUAAAUUCUUCGCUGCAGCAAAUUGUC
Messenger RNA from Harpegnathos saltator (Jerdon's jumping ant), 1406 nucleotides. Its product is annotated as cytoplasmic dynein 2 light intermediate chain 1. The transcript is spliced from 7 exons. Gene Ontology annotation, biological process: intraciliary transport involved in cilium assembly; intraciliary retrograde transport. Bases 102 to 1148 code for a protein of 348 amino acids. Gene Ontology annotation, molecular function: dynein heavy chain binding. The record is from RefSeq and is a predicted model, not a curated record. Gene Ontology annotation, cellular component: cytoplasmic dynein complex; ciliary basal body; axoneme. Lineage: Eukaryota; Metazoa; Arthropoda; Insecta; Hymenoptera; Formicidae.